GAUGGUCACACUUCUACUCAGGAACGGUGAUUUUGCCCGUGCAAGUGCAAAUGUGUCUAUAAAAUUUCCUGAAAAUAAAUGACAAAACUGAAUCGGAAUGUUAUCAUUACGUGAUCAAGAUAUUUAAAUAAAAGCACCACCGAUUUGUGGCCAUAAUUGGUAAAUGAAAUUAAACCAGUGGUGCAGAAAUUGAAUACAAAAAAAUGGAUCUUCACCGGCCUGUGGAGGGCAAUAAGUCUUACGACUUGAUGACUCCAGAGGAAAAAUUGAGAUAUGACCACCAAAAGAUGCAUGAGUUGCACCGCGGGCACGACUCCAUGCAUAUGAAGAUGGUGCUGAUCCUCAUUGGCACACUGGUGGUCGCCCAGAUCAUUGUGGUGGAGUGGAAGAAGCUACAUUACAGGUCCUAUGCAUUCUUCACGAUGGUGGCAAUGUGGUCCAUACCACUGCUCAUCAGUAUAUACAACCAUUCGUACCGAUUCAUCUUAGUGUGGUCCAUCUUCACCAUGCUGACAUCAUUGGUCAUAUGGAAGUCCACACAGAAGCCCAUGUCAAACACCACACCCAGAAUGGUGUACAAAUGGUUCUACCUAAUAUACAAAGUGAGCUGUUCCUUCAUGAUAUUCGGCUAUGUGGUGAUGGUGCUAACAUUCCUGAGCGUCAACAUGCUGUUCAACCACCGGCCUCAGACGUGGAUGGAUGUGGGCCUCAUGUGCCUGUUCUAUGGUGUGUACUUUGGUGUGCUGGGACGGGAUGUGGCCGAGUACUGCACGGACAAAAUGGCCGCUUCUAUAGGGUAUUACACAAAGGAGGGCAUGCCGACGAGGUACCUGGAGAGCAACGUGUGCGCGGUGUGCGGACACAAACUACUAGUCGACGUUAGUGAAGAAGGCGUAUUAGAGAACACGUACAAGCUGCCCUGUGGACACGUGUUCCACGAGUUCUGCAUCCGCGGCUGGUGCAUCGUCGGCAAGCGCCAGACCUGCCCCUACUGCAAGGAGAAGGUGGACCUCAAGCAGAUGUUCACCAACCCUUGGGACCGGCCCCACUUACUCUACGGGCAACUCCUGGACUGGGUGAGAUGGCUGGUCGCCUGGCAACCGCUUGUGUUGUUCCUAGCGCAGGGCAUCAACUGGUUCUUCGGACUCGAAUAAAGGACCUCGUUACAGAAGACAAAGGCAUAUUCAAAUUACUAUAACGCUUAACUUAUAAUUGAUUUAUGACCACUUUGUCGCUGUCAAAGUUCUGGAACUUUGUGAAGCACUACAUGAAGCAGAAUAAAUAAACUUCACAAAGUUUAUUUAUUAUAUGACAAUUGAUGACCACUUUGUGGCUGACAAAGUUCCGUUAAUUUGUUAACCUAUUCCUGUACCAGUAAAGGUUGAGGCAGCAUUCUAUCUACUUGUUAUGACUGUUUGUUGAUCAAAUUGUAGCUGAUAAAGUUCUAGAACUUUGUAAGCCAUCUCACUAACUAGGUAGCCAGAAGCAAAGACUGAGAUAUUAUCAUUGUUUCCACAUCUUGUGGGUAAUUGAUGACCACUUUCUAACUGACAAAUUUUUAGAACUUUGCUGACUAUUUGCAACAACCAGCAGACCUUCGGAAGGUUUGUAAUAUUUAUGGCCACUUGAUGACCAGUGUAAAACGGACUUUCUAGAAGUUUCUUAACAAUUUCAUGAACUCUUGGUGAACAGCUCAAAUCAAAUGAAUUUGUUGGAUAAUGGUUGACUAGAAAAGUUUGGGUUCUUAAUCAAAAAUGUAUGCAAUUCUGCAUAAUAUGUAUAUACAAACUGUAUACAAAUAAUUUCUUGUUUAAUCUUGAGGCAUGAACCUCCAUUUUGGAGUUUAUAAGGUCUACUUUUCUAAAAAGAAGGAGCUUCUAUAUUCGGCUGUAUGUAUUUUUUUUAUGUAUGUCCGUUGAUAUUUCCGUCAAUUGCACACCGAAUUUUUUUUUUUUAAUGAUUUUGGAAGUUGGGGUUUUUUUUUAAUUGAUGUAUUAUUUUACUGCUCAGUUUAAUAGUUUUAAGACAAUUGGGGUCAGAGUGCUAAAUUGAUAUUGUUUGCCUACUUAAGAAAGUGUAAACAGUUAUUGGCCAUAUCUUUUAAAUAUGACUAAUAUUUCCAUUUCCCUCCUGGUCAGAAAAUAAUGUGGGCACGAAUAGUCCCAUAGCCGAGGAUCGAACCACGACCUCUCGGUAAUAACUCCGACAUCUUUAUCAAUGAGCUAUUGAAGCUUUUGGCCUGUCAUCUUAACAUAAAAGCGUAAUGGACUCCAGCAAGCUAAUUCACUAUCGUUGACGUAUGCUAGCUUGUCAAAUUCGUUCAUAACAUUCCCGAUGGUCCGCGCGGGCAGGGAGGGGGUACCGAUGCCCCGCGCGCACUACUUCAUACCCGCGCAGUCCUGGGAUGGGAAUGUCGUCAACAAACUUGCCAAGCUGUAGUUGACAUAUACGAAAUUGAGAUUCUAUGUAACAAAUGUCAUCCGGUGCCUAUUGGUGGAUAUCAUACAGUAGGUACAUGACAUUUUGUCAAUUGAUUUGAUGUAUAUUUUAAUAGGUGAUAAUAAAUACCAAAAUAGUGAAUAUGCUAGCAGAAUAGGUUGACUGUAGAGUUUUCGAUGUAAAAUGUAAAUAUUUGUUUGAAUUAUUUUUAAUAGUUCCUCGCUUCAGAUUUUUGUUAUUUUUUUGUGUAUUUGUUAUUGUUAUCAAUUUUUUAUUUUUAUUUCAAAGAUACGAAAAGCUGAUAGAUGAAUUUAUGAAAUUUUAUGAUAACAGGAAAUGAAUCGGUUUUCAGCAGGGUAAUUAUGAAAUUAUGUAAUAGGGAAUAUGCAUGUUAUGCCAAUUAAGGCAAUACGGCAAAGUACAACUGCACUGAGUACCGAUUCCCAAAGUGUGUCGACCCUUCAAGGUCCAGUUACCCAGACAAAGAAUGGGGGUUCACAAUUCGUAAGAGUUAUUUAAGUAAAGGAGUUGGUUUCUUGCAAUGUAAAAAAGUAAAGGUUAUUUUCAUAAUUUUUUUUUGAUGUAAAAUGUAAAGUAGGCCACUUUACUCUUUUUAGAUCCACUUACACAAUCGAUUAAUUAAUUCUAAUAAUAAAAAUUAAUAUAGGAAACUAAUAGUUUCGGUGAUUUGGUUGGAACUCGGCCCCAAUUCAAAUUUUUAUAAUUAGUUAUAAUUUGCACAUAUUUUUUCGAUUUUAAAGGAAAUCAUAGAAAUUUAAUUGCAAGGGGUCCACCGAAACCAGCUAGAUUUCAAAAGUGGUCAAUGAGAAAAAAAAGUUUGGGAACCUCUGGUGUUAAGUCCCUGCCUGUACCGUGGAGUUAUGGAGGGUUACUUUUAUUAAAGUUGCUUUUGUUUUGCAUCUAAAUAUUAAAUUGUCAUAAUAACUUGAGGAACGUCAAACGCAUUUCUUAGAUACGAGUACAAAAAUGCCUAUCAUUACGAACUUGUAUUGUAGAAGAAUUUUUUCCUUUUUUACCCAUAGUGCUUGGGUGCUUUUUUACCCUAUGUAAAAACCUUAUGAGCGCCACUGAUAAAAACUAGCCUUUGUCUCUAGUUUUCCUGUUUUAUCAUUUCCAAUCAAGCAUAGGUCAUUUUUGUAAGUACAAUCUUUUUCACGCCACGGAAGUAGAACCUUUAGCGAUAUUCUGUGACGAUGUUUUUACAACUCGACAGACGUAUUCCGUAUUCGUAUCUAUCUCUCUCCAUCUAACACUAUACUUCAGAUAGAGAGAGAUAGAUACUUUGAAAUUAAAGACUUAUGAAAUAUUGUUGCAGAAUAGCACAGAAAUGUUUGAUUCUAACUACCUUGUUGCUCCAAUGUGGUUAGACACAAAUAUUUUUCCACAUAACCCUUCUUGCACUAUGGUAAAACCAUUGACCUCUUUUAAUAAAAGGACGCGCACAAUCAUGUAGAAAAUUUCACUUAAAAACUGGCCAAUUUUGCUUUGAUAGUUUUAGAAUUAUUGGAAUUAUACUUAAAGGCAUUUAAAUAUUCAAUAAAAUCCCAAAUUCAGAGCAAAUUCAACCUUAAGGCUUGAGUUUAAGGUUGAAUUUGCAAAUGCGACUACUUGUAUUGAGCGCCAAGAAGUAGUGUUUGGCACUCAUUGAGUGGAGACGUUUUUUGGUCGCUGAUUGUGCAUCCACUUUUUAAUAGGAAAUCAAUGGUAGAGACAAAUACGUCACACUGUGAAGUUGAAUAAAUAAUUGCAGAAUACCGCUACAGGUUCAGGCUGUAAAAUCUGUAAUUUUUUAACUUUCGUGGCAAGUAAUGUAUAAGUUAGAAAGUAUUAUAAUUAUUUAAAAUAUUAUAAUUAUUAUCUAUUAAUAUACCUACGUAUAAGUGUCGUGUGUUUGUAUGUGUUGAAUCGAUUUCUAUUAUUAUGUAUUUUGUACAGAAUAAACUUGAUUCAAUAUUUUCGUUA
Bicyclus anynana (squinting bush brown) is the source of this 4422-nucleotide messenger RNA. RefSeq names its product RING finger protein 121. The coding region runs from base 204 to 1154 and encodes 316 amino acids. Gene Ontology annotation, molecular function: ubiquitin protein ligase activity; metal ion binding. Gene Ontology annotation, cellular component: Golgi membrane; endoplasmic reticulum membrane. The record is from RefSeq and is a predicted model, not a curated record. The transcript has 8 exons. NCBI's taxonomy places the organism in Eukaryota, Metazoa, Arthropoda, Insecta, Lepidoptera, Nymphalidae.